Molecule: messenger RNA, 615 nt
Organism: Microthlaspi erraticum
Lineage: Eukaryota; Viridiplantae; Streptophyta; Magnoliopsida; Brassicales; Brassicaceae
Source: the annotation of a GenBank genome assembly
AUGGUGAAGAUUCAUCCUGACAAGGCAUUGAUUCCGAGGGUCUCCGUCGCCGGGAAAGACAAAGCUUCGCCGUUCUUGACGACGGAGAAAGAGACUUUCACGAUUUGGAUGAGAUCGCUUGUGUUCCACACCAAAGGCUGCACCGUUUUUGAUUCUAAAGGAAACUUAAUAUAUCGUGUGGAUAAUUAUAGCUCCAAGAGCUUCACUGAAGUUUACCUUAUGGAUCUAUACGGAGAAAUCUUGUUUACAUUACAUCAAAAGAAAUCGGGAAUAUUCAAAUCUUGGGAAGGAUAUAACUCAAGCGGGACAAGAUUUCAUCUAAGAAAGAGUUUUAAGAUUUCGCCAACAUGUUCAUCUUCGUCUUACAAAGUUGUAAUGGGACCAGGAGGUAGUGAUGAUAAACAAUCUUGUUACAGGAUUGUAAACCGGGGAUCCAAAUUCACAAUCGAAGAUGGAUCGGGAAGAUUAAUGGCAGAAGUUAAAAAGAAACAAUCGAAUGUUAACGGUUUGGAAUUUGGAGAAGACGUCUUGACGAUGGUGGUGGAGCCACAAGUUGACCAUUCUUUCAUAAUGGGUAUUGUUAUAGCCUAUAGUCUCCUCAGAUGUAAAUUGUGA